AUGGAUUUCUGUCUGACGGUCCUAUCUGCCCUCCUGGCAGCCGUCCUAGGGGGCCUCUAUCUGGUGGGAGCAUUCCGCAAGCGGAGAGCCAACGAGCCCCCCGUGGAUAAAGGCCUCAUUCCCUGGCUAGGGCAUGGCUUGAACUUCAAGAACGACACUCUUAGUUUACUGCAGCAGAUGCACAAGAAACAUGGCGACAUUUUCACUGUAUUGAUCGCCGGACACUUCUAUACCUUUCUGAUAGACCCGCUGUCAUUUGGAGCCGUGGUGAAAGAAGGAAGAGCCAAGCUGGAUUUUUACCCCAUUGGCUAUGAACUUGUCAGUAAUGUGUUUGCCUUCCGGCCUUCUCAAAAUAUGCGUAAGAUAAUAGAGACAUCUAGUGUCAAGCACCUUUCAGGAGACGGGUUGGAGGUGAUGACGCAAGCCAUGAUGGACAGCUUGCAGAAGGUGAUGCUUCACGACCUGGGCUCUGGAGAAAGCCCAAAGCCCUGGAAUCAAGAUGGGUUGUUCCACUUCUGCUAUAAUAUGGUCUUCAGGGCUGGAUAUUUUGCUUUGUAUGGAAACAAGCCCGGUAAAGGCAAGAAGGAGAAAGAAAGUGCCUUGAAGCAGGACCUCAAGGAAUCUGAAGAAAUCUUUAAAGAAUUCCUCAAGUAUGAUCAGCUUGUCCCCCGCUUAUCCUAUUCAAUGUUGUCUUUUGGAGAAAAGAAAGAAGUUGAAAGUCUCUGGAGCUACUUCUGGAACAUCCUCUCGGUGAAGAAUGUCUUCCAGAAAGACAACAUCAGUGGCUGGAUCAUUGAACAGCAGCAGCAGCUUGCUGAGACUGGCAUGCCCGAGCACAUGCGGGAUCGGUUUAUGUUUUGCCUCCUCUGGGCUGCUCAAAGCAACACGGGUCCGGCUUCCUUCUGGCUCCUUGCACACCUUCUAAAGAAUCCCCAGGCCAUGGAGGAGGUGAGGAAAGAAGUGACUGCAGUGGUGAGAGAUUCUGGCCAGGAGCUGAAGCCAGGCAACGCAGUGCUGAAUGUGACCCGGGAGAUGUUAAGCCAAACCCCAGUCUUGGACAGUGCCGUGAAAGAGACAUUAAGGAUGGCAGUAGCUCCGAUGGUGACUCGGGCUGUGCUGGAAGACAUGCAGCUCAAGAUGAAUGAUGGGAGGGUGUAUGCUUUGCGCAAAGGGGACAGGGUCGCCAUUUUCCCCUAUUUGACCCACAUGGACCCAGAAAUCCACCCUGAGCCCCUUGUUUUCAAGCAUGACCGCUUCCUCACCACGGAUGGCAACAAAAAGGAAUUCUAUAAGAAUGGGGAAAAGGUGAAAUAUGCCACCAUGCCAUGGGGGGCAGGGAUCUCCGUAUGCCGGGGGCGUUUCUUGGCAGUCAAUGAGAUCAAGCUUUUUGCCUUCUUCGUGGUUACUUGCUUUGAGAUGGAGCUGAUGAACCCAGAAGACAGAAUUCCUCCAACAGACAAUAGGCGUUACGGGUUUGGUGUCAUGCAUCCCACACAUGAUAUCCAGUUCAGGUAUCGGUUGCACUACUGA
Molecule: messenger RNA, 1530 nt
Organism: Anolis carolinensis (green anole)
Lineage: Eukaryota; Metazoa; Chordata; Lepidosauria; Squamata; Anolidae
Product: 5-beta-cholestane-3-alpha,7-alpha-diol 12-alpha-hydroxylase-like
Exons: 1
Coding region: 1-1530 (509 amino acids)
Molecular function (GO): heme binding; iron ion binding; sterol 12-alpha-hydroxylase activity
Source: RefSeq, a predicted model, not a curated record